ACAAUUAAUGUUGAAAACAUAACCUCAAAAUUUUCUUGCUGACUCCUUAUUCUUAAAAUCUUCUAAGAUUUAGUUCUUCUCUGCUCUUUUUGAAGAAAAUCAUCAAUCAUCAUGUACGAAGUAAUCGUACUAGUCAAUGGCUAUUCAAAUACAAACGAAUUCGGUUCUUUCGCAAAUGGUACCUGCACACUUCUCAAAGGACCAGAUAAUAUAAUUGUCGAUACGUUAACACCUUGGGAUGGCGAAAAACUCAAAGCAGAAUUGAAAAAGCAUCAGAUUGGUUGUGACGAUAUAAAAUACGUUGUAUGCACCCAUGGACAUUCAGAUCAUACUGGCUGCAAUUAUCUAUUCCCCAAAGCUAAACUCAUUGUAGGGACAAGUAUUUCAUUUAAAGAUAAGUAUUUCGAGCAUGAUUUCAAAGGGGGAGAUUCCUACAUAAUCAAUGAUUUUGUGGAAGUUUUACCUACACCUGGGCAUACUUUGGAAGAUGUUACGGUAAUAGUCGAAACUAGGAAUCAAGGUCUUGUAGCAGUAACAGGGGACUUAUUCGAGAAGAAAGAGGAUUUGUUCAAUGAUCAUAUAUGGAGGUCUGCUGGCAGUGCAGAUAUGAAAUUACAAUCAAAGAAUAGAAAAUUAAUAUUGAAACGAGUAGAUUGGAUUGUACCAGGUCAUGGACCAAUGUUUAAAGUUCUGGAAGAAUACAGAAGGAUAUAAUACACGUAGAUUGAACUCUGAAAUAUAUCAAGGUGCUCAAAAAUGUCCAAGGAUAGUUCUAGGAUGUUUUGACUUCCUAAGCAGAAACUUCAGAGGAUUAUUAUAUUUUUAAUUCUUAGUUACAUGCUUUGAACCAUUUUAUGUGUUAAUUUAAAUGAUUAUGUUGAAUAGUGUUUUUUUGUAUUUGUUCAAAGAUGAACAAUCUUUAUCAAUCUUUAAUUUUUCAUGUUAUUUAAUAGUUUGAAGCAUCUUGUCCUGUCAAGUAGGAAGCACGUUGUUUUUUAGUUCUAUCGCAUCUUUUUUUAUUAUAAUUUUGUUUAUGCUUCCUACUGUAUAUUCAACUUGAUGACUCAAAAAAUCACAAAUACAUGGUGUGCAUGGCACGCGAAUGUAA
This is a messenger RNA of Coccinella septempunctata (seven-spotted ladybird), 1108 nucleotides long. RefSeq names its product metallo-beta-lactamase domain-containing protein 1. The coding region runs from base 112 to 714 and encodes 200 amino acids. The record is from RefSeq and is a predicted model, not a curated record. The transcript has 2 exons. NCBI's taxonomy places the organism in Eukaryota, Metazoa, Arthropoda, Insecta, Coleoptera, Coccinellidae.